CCAUGAGCUGCCACAAGGCCCACAACUCUGUUAUUCUCCAGAAACCCAAACGAAGAAAAGAAGUGGGAAUCGCAUAAACCCUCUUAAAAACUCUGUUAUUAUCUAAUUUGAUCUUAAUUGUUAUCUUUGGAGGGCUAAAGUAUUCCUUCAAUCCCAGUGACUCAAAACACCAUGACAGAUAAUCAGGAGCCGAUGCUCAAAGAUGGACACUUGACUAACCAGUUGCCAUUGAGAAAACUCAAGUGGUGGCACUGGUGGUUUUUGGUUGCAAUAAACAUUUUCUUCCUCAUUGUGGGCCAAUCUGCUGCUGUUCUUCUUGGGAGAUUUUAUUAUGACCAGGGUGGAAAUAGUAAUUGGAUGGCUACUCUUGUCCAAACUGCUGCCUUCCCAAUCCUUUUCGUCCCGCUCUUUCUUAUUCCUUCCUCUCAGGAGCCUUCAACUUCUUCGACCCCAACCUCUAUCAAAGUUCUUGCCAUGAUCUACUUUUCUCUUGGAGUGCUCAUAGCUGGUGAUAACAUGCUGUAUUCUGUUGGACUCUUUUACCUCUCUGCCUCUACCUACUCCCUCACAUGUGCAAGCCAAUUAGCUUUUAAUGCGGUUUUCUCUUACUUCAUCAAUUCCCAGAAGUUCACUAUGUUAAUUCUUAACUCUGUGCUUGUCCUCUCAUUAUCUGCUGCUCUGAUUGCUGUCAAUGAUGACUCUGAAGGACCAUCAGGAGUUUCCAAGUCUAAAUAUAUGGUUGGCUUCGUUGUUACUCUUGCAGCUUCCGCACUUUACUCUCUUUUGCUUUCCCUGAUGCAGGUUUCCUUCCAAAAGGUUCUAAAAAGGGAAACAUUUUCUGUGGUUUUGGAAAUGCAAAUCUCUACAUCACUUGUUGCCACUUGUGUUUCUAUUGUGGGUCUUUUUGCAAGUGGACAAUGGAAGAGUUUGCAUGGGGAAAUGGAAGGUUUUGGUACAGGAAGAGUUUCUUAUGUAAUGACUUUGGUUUGGACAGCUGUGGCUUGGCAGAUUUGUUCAGUCGGUGUUGUGGGCUUGAUUUUUGUGGUGUCAUCUCUCUUCUCUAAUGUUAUCAGUACUCUCUCUUUGGCUGUUACUCCUAUUGCUUCUGUGAUAAUUUUCCAUGACAAGAUGAAUGGCGACAAGGUAAUUGCUAUGCUUUUGGCCAUCUGGGGUUUUGUAUCUUAUAUUUACCAGAAUUAUAUUGAUGACUCUAAGGCAAGGAGAGCACAGAAUGAUGCUAGUGAAUCUCAGCAUAAUUCUUCAUGUUGAUGAAUUUGGAAAGGCUGCCCAGAAACUGAAUAUCUUGGCUUUUCUUUGAUUAAUUUUCCCCUGGUGUAACUGAUGCCAGCCUCACAUUGAAGCAUAUUGUUCACAGGUUUAUGGCUUUGUAGCUGGAUUAGGGAAAUUAUCCAGUUAACUGCUAUUUAUCUUUUUCUGAAUAGAUGUCAUAAUCUAUAAAUUGCUGUUUUGAAGACCCCAUGGAAUGAAUUAAGUUAUUGGAUAUUAAGUUUUAA
Molecule: messenger RNA, 1514 nt
Organism: Alnus glutinosa
Lineage: Eukaryota; Viridiplantae; Streptophyta; Magnoliopsida; Fagales; Betulaceae
Product: probable purine permease 11
Exons: 2
Coding region: 172-1269 (365 amino acids)
Cellular component (GO): membrane
Molecular function (GO): purine nucleoside transmembrane transporter activity
Source: RefSeq, a predicted model, not a curated record